This is a messenger RNA of Kockovaella imperatae, 279 nucleotides long. Its product is annotated as Tim10/DDP family zinc finger-domain-containing protein. The record is from RefSeq and is a predicted model, not a curated record. Gene Ontology annotation, cellular component: mitochondrial inner membrane. The annotation marks the transcript as partial. Gene Ontology annotation, biological process: protein insertion into mitochondrial inner membrane. The transcript is spliced from 2 exons. Lineage: Eukaryota; Fungi; Basidiomycota; Tremellomycetes; Tremellales; Cuniculitremaceae.
CAAGAUGCGGGAGCUGUCGAUCCCGCCAAGAUCGAAAUGGCUGUGGCUGAAGUCGAGAUGCUGACGGAUGUCUUCAACCGUUUGGUCAACUCUUGCCACGCGAAAUGUAUCCAACCAGACCCCAUGAAGCACCGAUACAACGAAGGCGACCUCCUCAAAGGAGAAUCAGUCUGCAUAGAUAGAUGUACGGCCAAGUUUUUCGAAGUCAACAAGGUUGUCGGGGAGAGGAUGCAGACCAUGGGUCAGAACGCUCAGGCGACUGGCGGAUUCGGGAGGUAG